GAUGUUCUCAAGACAGCUGUGAUAUCCAAACUCUCCACUGAGCCCUUGCUCUGCCCCAAGGCCUUUUCCCAGUGGGACGUUUUCAGAACCACUCCCUGAGAAGGCAUGUGAAAGACGUCCCACCAAAUGCCUAGAAGACCCCUUGAUUGAAGUCAACCAUGGUUUGGAUUCCCAGCACUUUCCAAACCAAAAUUCCCCCGUUCUGGCAAACAAUUAGUUUGACACAUUUAAGAGUAAACUGAGGGUAAUAAUUAUUUCACAUCUUGACCUGUCAGAAGAGUUCUAAUGAUAUUGAAAUUUUUUGCCUUUUUUGAAACCCGGAUGGGAUCUCUGUAAUAUAAGUUUGCCUCUUUUUAUUGAAUUACUAAAAUACAUAGGUAUUUAGACUGUAGGCUUUAAUUCAGUUAAAAGUUUGAACUCGAAUGUGAAGAGAAAAUUGACUAAAGCCUGCAUUCAUCUCCCUUCCACAGCUGUUGCCUCCUAUAACCUGUAGAAGGAAAAGAAGGACUAGUAGCUCCUGUUCAAGAAAACACAUCAACCAUCAGAUUUUCGGGCUGAACUGGAAUAAGUGGCCCCGCUUUCAGCUAACAGGAGGCUGCCGAGUAAACUGACAGCAGCUCUGAUUGAUUACAGGGUUUCAGAGAGCUAUAGGUGCUUAGUGGAUGAGUGCACAGUGAUAUAUAUGUGUGCGCAUGUGUAUGUGUGUGUAUAUGUGUGUGUGUCGGGCCAAAGCUGCUCCCUCCCUCCCCUCAGUCCUCUCAGUCGUCUCUCAGUCCUGCACUUGGCGGCUGCUCUCGGUGCUCCUGCUGGCAGGAGAGCGCACAGAUCAUCGUCAGAAAAGGCAGAGGAGGGAAAUACACGGAUCUCCACCAUCAAGUCUCCCUGCGGCUUUAAACACCAAGCAGGAAGUUUAUUCACCGGUUGGUAGGGAUCCUGGAGCAACUUUGGGACUAUUUUUCCAUGACUGCAUGUCGUUAUUUGGCUUCUUCCAGAACACCCUGAGGAUUUCUGCAUCAAAGAGGACCCACACAUAUGUGAAUCCAAAGUUGCUGUUGAUAUCUGUGACAUUCCUUGUAAGCUGAUCAGGACAAUGGACUAAAUGUCCUACAGGGUGAAGAAUAGGGGAGAAUGAGAGACGUAUGCACCAGGUUUACCUUCCUUGAAGGUGAGAAAGUUUAUUAAUGUGUGGUGAAUUAUCAGGUUUGUACAGCCACUCCCAGGAGAAAUGAACAUGCUUAUGUUACAUAAGGAGCGCACUGGGACCAGAGCUGAACAACAUCAUGACUCCAGCUGACUCAUAGCAUGUGGUUCAAGAUGGAGAGCUAUAAUUUUUGUGGUGCUUCUGAGGUUUUUAUCGAGACGCUCCUGAGGAAGCGGGAGACCACAGAAGUAGAAUGUGGAACCUGAUCUGAUAUAACUGGAAGCAGCAUGGAUCAAAUCCAGGACCAGCCCAGCUUCUCAACUCUGCUUUGGGAGAAACUCAACGACUCUAUCAGCUUCCACAUUGCUCCAGUGCUGACAUCCACAAUCAGCUCUACUUCUCCACUCCAUCAUCCCCUGCCCUCUCUCCUGCCCUCCUCCCUUCCUCCAUACUCCCCCCUUAUUUCCUUUCCUGUAUUUUUCCCAACCUCCUCCUCAGCCAUCAACGAGUCUAAUAUCUCCUUUCCCUUCUCCUUCUCUAACGUCUCAUAUACUGAUUUGAAGGACCUGGAGAAUAUGCUUUUAUGGACCCUCCAUGAGCCCAGCACAAUCGCUCUGACCAUCAUGUACUCCUUGUCUUUUAUCUUGGGAUUUGUUGGGAAUUUAAUGUCCCUGCGGGUUCUGACCAGCAGGCACAGUCGCCGGCUCGCAGGUGUCAGUGCCACACGGAGCCUUCUGGUGAACCUGGCUGUGUGUGACCUGGCUGUGGUGUGUGUAUGCAUGCCCAUCACUCUGGGGAACAAAAUCUACACUGCCUGGGUAUACGGUGACCUCCUCUGCCGGGCUGUGCCCUUUACACAGGCUGUCUCGGUGUCUGCCAGUGUGCUGACGCUGACGGUGAUCAGCGUGAACCGCUACUACAGCGUCCGAUCUCCUCUAAAGGCUCGCUCCAUGUUCACUCGCCGGAGGAUCUUGGCGACAGUCACUCUGGUGUGGGUAGUGUCAUCGAUGAUGUGUGCUCCAAUAGCAGUAAUGAACCGGCGGCGAGAGCUCAGCUUUGAGGUUUUCACCAUCUUGGUGUGCCAGGAGGAGUGGCCCCAGCUUCGCCUUAAGCAGGGGUACAACGUCCUGCUGUUCGUGAUGCUUUAUUGUUUGCCCGUGACGUUUAACCUCACCAUCGGUUUCCUCACUGGCAGACGACUUUGGGGAGGAAGAAAAUCCACAUUUGGGGAUCUGGAUCCUCGCAGCCAAGCUCUUCACAUCUCUCGCCUAAAGACUAGGCAGAAGAUUGCCAAGAUGGUGGUGUGUUUGGUGCUUCUGUUUGCAGUGUCCUGGCUGCCACUGUACUUGGCUGACCUUUUCAUUGACUGCGAACAGAGGCCGUCGUCUUGGCUCCUGCAGGCACGUCCCUUUGCUCAGUGGUUGGGCCUAACAAACUCCAGCCUUAACCCCAUUUGUUACUGUUUCAUAGGAGAUCUGUAUCGCUCUGCAAAGGUCAUACGGACAAGAUACUAUCAGAAAGUUGCUGCUCUCUUCAGUAACUCAUCAUUCUCCAGCUCAGCUGCAGUGGUUGCUCCUGCAGCCAUUAUUAAAGAGAGCAAGAUGUCUGCUGCUGAGUGCCACCGAAUAGCUGCUGCUGUGGCAGCAUCUGCAUCUGUGGUUACAAUCCCUGGGCUGUUUGGCUUAGCCAGACACAAGGGACUAGGGCAAGAGGUAAGAGAUAGUUCAGACAGCCGAACUGGAUCUGACCAAAGUAUCUCAGACUGGUGUCAAUCUAGUCCCAUUGUGUACAACAGCUCUUUAUUCCCCUGCCAACUUCACUCAGUUCAGCAGUCCUCACAAAAAGCAGACUUCAUUCCAGCAAGAAGACACUCUACAAAUGUGGUAUCAUUUCCUCUGCAAAGUGAACGUGUGGAAAUGGAUCUGGUACCACUGAGGAGACAUUCAGAGGACAGAAUUCAUUGUCUGCAAAUCGAUGAUAGGGACGUCAUUACCCUGAGCAUGGAUGCAUUUUGCUCUGCGAGUCAGCACAGAAGCAUAGCAUCAAAAAAAAAUUUCCUGGAAGGAAAGACGGAGAAUGAAACAACAAAUAUAACGAGCCUAUGAAGGUUGGAGAUUAUUGGAUCUAUCAGCGCAGAGGAAUUUCCUCUUUAUGUCCUGCAGGGAAUGAAAACAUUGUCUGGUUCACAGUUUGCAUUUGAUUGAAUUGAUAAAUACAGUGAAGAACAAACUGUUUUGUGGAUAAACUUGCCAAAUCUAUGCUGUCAUUCUUUCUGCAUCUAGUAAUGUUUUAGGCUUUUGAGGAAAAGCGCAGGGAGCAGCGAUGAGUUAACCUCAGCAGGAGGGAUAACUGGAGUUUUAUCUAGUUAGUUAUCAGUAGGAGAGACAGAUUGUGGGAAUGUGCCACAAAAUUUAACUCAUAUCAUAGUCACAGCAGUUUCUAUCAUCUGCUUGAGACAAUAUCACAGCAGGAUUUAAAGUUUAAUGAGCUUUUGUACAGAUUCUUUUUGUCUUUCAUUAAAUGCUCAUAGUUCUCAGUGAAUUCUUUGCUUACAGAAUAAAAUCAGACCUUUUCUCAUUGUGCAAUAUUGGAACAUACUGCAUGCACGUCUCUGAUGGGCUUUUCCCAUCACAACAAUGUCUGAUAUAAAAUCGAGAAUGUUGCAAAAGGUUUCAGCGUUAAACUGAGAGACAUGAAUGCACUUUCACACUAUUAACUGUGGCUCAUGGGAACUAAUAAAUAAACCUGACCCCCAAGAGAUAGAGGUAUUGCUGUUUUAGUUUUAAUUUUCAUAUGCAGACAUGUUGAACCAAGGUGUUUGCCACAGAGUAUGUGGGUGGAAACAACUUGGAAGAACAUGAUCAUGGUCAGAUUAGACCAAAAGAGGACUGUUUGGCUAACAAAUGUGGAGUAAAACUAACAUUGUACCUCGAACUGAACACACCACCCUCAGAUGGAAACCCAUUUGUGGGGCAGCGUCAAGCUUACAAGGAUGCUGUUCUUUAACAAGAACAGGGACACUGGUCAGAGUCUAUGGGAAGAUGGGUGGAGCUAAAAACAGCAUAAGUAUGCGUGUCAAAGCCUGCAAAAAAACCUAAAAAUGGGGGAGAGGUUCACCUUCCAGCAGGACAACCUACACCAGAAUGGUUUAGAUGAAAGCAUAUUCAUGUGUUAGAAUGUUUCAGUCAAAGUCCAGACUUUAAAAAUAAAGUUUACCAACUCACCCCAUUUAGCCGGACUGAUUUUAAACUUUUGCAAAGACAAAAUAGUGAACAUUACUGGAUGUGCAAAGCUGGUAGAGACAUACCUCAAAACACUUGGAAUGAAAGGUUGUUAUUUUAAGUACUUAGUCAGUGGGGUUGAGUACAAAUUCAAACCAAUAAUUUUUAUUUGUAAAAUAAAAAGUGUGAAAACCACAGACUGUUUCUUUCCACUUUAAAAUCACGCAUACUUUGUGUUGGUCUAUCACAUAAAUUACCAAUAAAAUACAUCAAAGUUUG
This is a messenger RNA of Girardinichthys multiradiatus, 4641 nucleotides long. RefSeq names its product galanin receptor 2a-like. The coding region runs from base 1429 to 3246 and encodes 605 amino acids. Gene Ontology annotation, cellular component: membrane. Lineage: Eukaryota; Metazoa; Chordata; Actinopteri; Cyprinodontiformes; Goodeidae. The transcript has 4 exons. The record is from RefSeq and is a predicted model, not a curated record. Gene Ontology annotation, biological process: neuropeptide signaling pathway. Gene Ontology annotation, molecular function: peptide binding; G protein-coupled receptor activity.